AUGCUUUUAUCUGAUAUUGACUUUCCAACAGACUUAUACUACAAAGAUAAUGGCCAGUUUCUCGAUUGCUUUCAGAAUCUUCUCAACUUUGCUCCUGGUGUAUAUGGCCAAUACAUUCCCAACUUUUCUUCUACCAAAACCUCAUCUACUUCUCAUCAGAGUACUCAGCAUCUAAAGAACCACGGCAAUCAACUGAAUACUACACUCGGUAAUCCUGAUAUUACAACUCAUCAUGCACCUGUAAAAGUUCAACAGAAUCAGUUUGUCUCGGAAACGUCUUGUUUUGCUUCGCAAAACCAUGUUCAGCCCAUCAGUACCACUUCAGUUUAUUCAGAAACUGUGUCAUUGAGUAGUUAUACUGUACCAGCUAGAACCCCAACUUUGUUUCACUCAAUGGUUCAGCUUGCUUCUAAUCUUGCAGAGGUAUGGGUUCAAAAUUCACAGACAUCAGCAACUCGACGAUCUAGUAAAAAAAGCAAACAACGAGCAGUUUCUCCAACAGUAUGUCCAUUGCAACCCAAUACGGUAGUGAUUUCUAAUCCACAACCUCCCACAGUGAUUAUUCCUUCUGAUCCGACUGUUGUUCAAAACAACAAACAGCAAGCAAACAAGCCAUUAAAAACACGUCAAUCAACCAAGUUUAGGAAAAAUGACUCGACACAGUCUACUGAUGAUUCAGAGAGCGAUUGUAAUCAGGAGUCAAAAGUUGAACAGAAGAAAGUAAAAGAAACUAAACAGGCUGACAAGUCUGGGUUUGGAGAAUUACCCAUGGCAGUCAUUGCAGGAGUAUCCUUUUCUUUACUUACACUCUUCUCUGCAUAUAAAACAUCAGAGCACAUGAGCAGAUACGAGUUUCUCCAGCAAUUCUAUGCAUGUUUGCUCGAGUGUGAGCAGCGAUUGGAUCAAGUCAAACUAUGGAUUCGAGAGCGACAGAUGCUGAAAUUAAGUAUACCUCGUGUAGUAGUUCGAGAUGUGGCUCAGCUCACAGAUCUUGUUGAGAGUAUGAAUAGACUGGACACAAAAGACAAGGACAGACAAGUAGGUCCAGUAUAUUUGGGAGUAAGCAUUUCUUCGUUUCUUGUAGUGUCCAGUGUCUUGUUUGGUGGCCAGCAUGCAGGGUCAGUAACCAAGAUUGGAAUCAGUGGACUGAUUCUUUCAGCAACGUACGGUGCAUUUCUUUAUGGUCGCCAUGGAACCAGCGUGCAUCAAGAAAGCUUCCAGCAGAUCGCUUGUCGAGCCCAUCGCGCCGCGACUGAGAUUGGCCAGCUGCAGACCCAUGCAGAUCUUGUUCUUUCGACUCUUGAAUACGAAUUGCAUGAGUGA
Batrachochytrium dendrobatidis JAM81 is the source of this 1323-nucleotide messenger RNA. RefSeq lists its product as uncharacterized. The transcript has a single exon. The record is from RefSeq and is a predicted model, not a curated record. Lineage: Eukaryota; Fungi; Chytridiomycota; Chytridiomycetes; Rhizophydiales. The coding region runs from base 1 to 1323 and encodes 440 amino acids.